GUUCGUCGUGGACUCCCAAUAGACGUAGGUUGAGAGCUUAUAGUAUAGCUUGUAGCCAUGGCUGCUGACUUUUCACACAUCUCAUCCCGUAUGAGGGACACGGUCGAGCUCAUCACGCCACUUAUUGACGAGGCACUGGCCACCAAGUCACACUGCAUAGACCUUGCGACGGCUGAGAACUGGCUGUUGAGAUCUGAGCUCCGCCAGAUGUACUCGGCCAGUAUUGCGGGUCACAUGGAAGAAAAGACUCUUUCCUAUCCAACCAGUAUCCUCGGAGACGAGGAUUUGCGUGCAUCGCUGGCCGAGUUUUUUGGGGCCUAUUUCAGACCUCGCGUGGACGUGACAUCGUCUCACAUCGUGGCGACUCCGGGCGCCACGCACUGCAUGGACGCGCUCCUGACCAGCAUCUGCGACUCCGGCGACUCGGUGCUCGUCCCAGUGCCUUAUUGGAACGGCUUUGGCCUUCACUUUCGUCUGCGGCCCCGCGUGAACAUCAUCCCCGUGAUUCCCGAGUGGACGGCUGGACGGCUGGAUGAAAACCCCCAACCGUUAGGCGAAGGUCUCCUUCCCGCGCUGAAGCAAGCCAUGGCCGGCGUGGCCGACAAAGCAAAAGUCAAGGCACUGGUCAUGACGAACCCCAACAACCCCCUGGGUCAAUGCUACCCCGAGGGAGUUCUCCAGGAGGCCCUCGACUUUUGCCGCGAGGCUGGCUUGCACUACAUCUCGGAUGAGCUCUAUGCUCUCAGCCAGCUAGGCGCGGGCGGCGGCUUUGUCUCGGCGUUGAGCCUUGACGCCCGCGGGAGGGGGACGAAUGGUGAUUUGGGCGCGGCCGACCAAGCCAGAGGCGUGGCUUCAGAUUCGGAUGCCACUACAGCUGCGUCUUGCAACGACAAGAAGCAAACGCCCGAUGCAACCCAGUAUUCUGCAUCGACAAAGAGGGAUAAAUGCGACAACAAGCAGCAGGAAGCCCUUGUCCACGUAAUCUGGAGCACCAGCAAAGACAUGUGCUCGAGUGGAGUACGCAUUGCAGCGCUGGUCAGCCAGUCUCGAGAGGCCAAGCCCAUUCUUACGUCGGUCGGCCUCUUGUCCAGCAUGCACGUGUCGUCUCUGAGCUCGCUGGCUACGACUCUGCUCCUCCGCUCGCCGGCCCUACCUGGUCUGGUUGCGGCGCUCUCACGCAGAUUGGCACGCGCUCACGCUAUCGCCCACGCCCGGUUUCGCCGGUGGGGGGUCCCUUUUUUGCCGGCAGAUGCCGGCCCCUUUGUGCUCGUACGCCUGGGGUCCCGGGCUGCAAGACAAGAUAUCAUGGCGAGGCUGCGGUUGGCGCACGUCACGGUGGCUGAGGGAAAAAGCUUUGGCGGUGGUUGGUGCGAUGGCGACGGAGGGUUCUGGGUACGGCUGACCGUAGCAGUGCCGCCGCCGAUGCUGUGGGAUGGACUAAAUCAGAUCGGGUUCGCGCUUGGGCACUCUUGAGCAUUGCUCGCUGAUGGGCGAGAACAGAAAGUGGGUACAAAUAGGUGCACGAGUCGGGUGCUCCACUAAUUCAAGCGGGACGGUCACGUGAAGAUGUUGCCGAAGGAAGGGGUUUCUUAUUUAAAACAGCUACGAAUAACCAGACUGCGUUUCCCU
Messenger RNA from Pyricularia oryzae 70-15, 1629 nucleotides. RefSeq lists its product as uncharacterized. Gene Ontology annotation, biological process: biosynthetic process; amino acid metabolic process. Gene Ontology annotation, molecular function: transaminase activity; pyridoxal phosphate binding. The coding region runs from base 58 to 1473 and encodes 471 amino acids. The record is from RefSeq and is a predicted model, not a curated record. NCBI's taxonomy places the organism in Eukaryota, Fungi, Ascomycota, Sordariomycetes, Magnaporthales, Pyriculariaceae. The transcript is spliced from 4 exons.